AUGCCCAGGUCUACAGGAGACGCAGAAUCAACUCCUCUUGAUCCUGAUUUUGACACUACUUUACAACAAUACCUUGAUCGACGAAAGAAAGGGAAACAACAGUCAAAGAUUAAAAUGGGUGAUCUUCCUAUUAAAUCUUUGAAGAAUUAUUCGCAGCCCUCUCCGAGUGGUGUGCCUACUGGCAUUGCUAUGCCAAAUAUUCAAGCAGCAAACUUUGAGAUGAAACCGGCGUUGCUCACUAUGAUCCAACAGAAUCAGUUUGCUGGUCUUCCAACUGAAGAUCCUACACUUCACUUGCAAAGGUUUCAACAGCUCUGCUCUACCAUCAAGUUUCAGGGAGUCACUGCAGAUCAAGUGAAAGUUAUGUUGUUCGGGUUUUCUGUUCGUGAUAAAGCUCAGAAGUGGUUGAAUGAUAUCAAUGUGACCGAGUGGGAUGCAAUUGCUCAAGCCUUUCUCACUGAGUAUUUCCCUCCCAACAAAACUAAUGAUUUGGUUGACAAGUUGACCACUUUCAAACAAGAAUAUGAUGAAACUCUUAAGGAUGCAUGGGACAGAUUCAAAGAUAUUCAACGCUCGUGUCCUCAUCAUGGUCUUGAGAAGUGGUUUUUUCUCAAGUGCUUCUAUUAUGGUCUUGACUCCGAGACGAAGAGCACGGUAGAUAAUGCUGCAGGUGGUGUUUUUCAAGACAAAGGAGUUGAUGAUGGUUAUGUUUUUCUUGCAAAUCUAGCUGCAAAUCACUUCAAUAACCCCAGAGCACCUAAGAAAGGGGGUAAACUUGAAGUUGAUGCUUAUUCUCCUUUAUCAUCUCAACUCGCAACAUUGACACAAGAGAUUCACUCGUUGAAAACUUCACAAGCCCCUAAUACUCAACCUAUGAGUAUUAAUGCACUAUCUUCUAUGGCUCCUAUGAAUAAUCAGGUUUGUGAAGUAUGUGGUAUUCAAGGACACCUUGGUAAUGAUUGUCUGUACAAUGUUCAGAAUGCACAGAAUUUUCAGAUGGAGCAGGCAAAUGCUUUUCGGCAGAGGCAGCAAUAUAGUCCGUACUCCAACACUUACAAUCCGGGGUGGAGAGAUCAUCCUAAUUUCUCCUACAGGAAUAACAAUGGUCAAAAUCCUGAAAAAUGCCUUCUUCAGGUUUAG
Molecule: messenger RNA, 1140 nt
Organism: Daucus carota subsp. sativus
Lineage: Eukaryota; Viridiplantae; Streptophyta; Magnoliopsida; Apiales; Apiaceae
Exons: 1
Coding region: 1-1140 (379 amino acids)
Source: RefSeq, a predicted model, not a curated record